Molecule: messenger RNA, 6765 nt
Organism: Equus quagga
Lineage: Eukaryota; Metazoa; Chordata; Mammalia; Perissodactyla; Equidae
Gene: TRAK2
Product: trafficking kinesin protein 2
Exons: 17
Coding region: 743-3487 (914 amino acids)
Biological process (GO): neurogenesis; anterograde axonal transport of mitochondrion
Cellular component (GO): dendrite
Molecular function (GO): GABA receptor binding
Source: RefSeq, a predicted model, not a curated record
GCCCACAGGAAACUACAACUCCCAGCAGGUCGUGCGCUGGCGCCGUGGAGGCUGCUGGGAGAUUGGGUCUCCUUCGCUCUUCCCCAAUUGUGCAGGGGCUGCCAUUGAGCCGGCGUCGCUACAAAACUGUGGUCGCCAAGUGAUGAUGUUGUGAAGUCGCCCGCCCGUCCCCGCCACGCCCGGGCGGUUACUGGCAGCGGCGGCCGCUUGGGCUGCUGCUCUCAGGCUGCCGCUGCUUUAGAGACUUCUCCCUGAGGGAGCGCGGGCGGAGGACGACAGACGUCUAGCUGUUCCUAUGUCCAGACAGAGCCUUUAAGAGCUAGAUUGUUGGCCUGAAGCUUCAAUGUCACGUUGUGGGGAAGCCAAACCCUCCCUAAGGUUUCGGUGGAUUCCUGGUGUUCUUGCGGCCCCUGAGCCACUGCCGUCUGGAGGAGACUUCUUUCCCUCCCUCUCCCUCUCCAGAGAGAGAAGAAACAGUUGCUACCCGAGUCUUCUCAGAACAUCUUAGCCUUCCUUUGAUGCUGCAAGGCCUCACCUUCCACUGUCAUGAGUGUCCAAGGUAUGAUAAUCACGUGAGAGCACUCAUUGCUGCUGAUGUCAUUGGAAUCAUCGGAAAAAAUCUGUUUAAAAGAAAAUAUCCAUAGGACCAGAUCCAUUUCUUUAUUGAAUGGCUUGAUGGAUUUCCUUUUCUCUGAUUCCUACCAAAGCUGUCCUUCUCAACCAAAGCAAGAAAGGAUCCUGCAUGAGUCAAUCCCAGGAUGCUAUUUUUACAUCACCAACAGGUGAAGAAAACCUCAUGAAUAUCAAUCACAGAGACUCAGAAAGCAUCACUGAUGUCUGUUCCAAUGAGGAUCUCCCUGAAGUUGAGCUGGUGAGUCUGCUAGAAGAACAGCUACCCCAGUAUAAGCUGCGAGUGGACUCUCUCUUCCUGUAUGAAAAUCAAGACUGGACUCAGUCCCCACGCCAGCAGCAGCAUGCGUCUGAUGCCCUCUCUCCAGUCCUUGCUGAAGAGACUUUCCGCUAUAUGAUUCUAGGCACAGACAGGGUGGAGCAGAUGACCAAAACUUACAAUGACAUCGACAUGGUUACACAUCUCCUGGCAGAGAGGGAUCGCGAUCUGGAGCUAGCUGCUCGAAUUGGACAAGCUCUCUUAAAGCGGAACCAUGUCUUGUCCGAACAGAAUGAAGCCCUGGAGGAGCAAUUGGGACAAGCCUUUGAUCAAGUUAAUCAGCUGCAGCAUGAGCUGUCCAAGAAAGAUGAGUUACUUCGAAUUGUCUCCAUUGCUUCUGAAGAGAGUGAAACUGAUUCCAGCUGUUCUACUCCACUUCGGUUCAAUGAGUCCUUUAGCUUAUCUCAAGGUUUGCUGCAGUUGGACAUGCUGCAAGAAAAGCUCAAGGAACUGGAAGAAGAGAAUAUGGCUCUUCGAUCCAAGGCUUGUCACAUAAAGACAGAAACUAUUACCUAUGAAGAGAAGGAACAACAGCUUGUCAGUGACUGUGUUAAAGAACUUCGUGAAACAAAUGCUCAGAUGUCCAGAAUGACUGAAGAAUUGUCUGGGAAGAGUGAUGAACUGAUUCGAUACCAAGAAGAGAUCUCCUCUCUUUUGUCUCAGAUUGUAGAUCUUCAGCACAAACUUAAAGAACAUGUGAUUGAGAAGGAAGAACUGAGACUUCACCUACAAGCUUCCAAAGAUGCCCAAAGACAACUGACAAUGGAGUUGCAUGAGUUACAAGACAGGAAUAUGGAGUGUCUGGGAAUGUUACAUGAGUCCCAAGAAGAAAUAAAGGAACUUCGUAGUAGGUCUGGCCCUGCUGCUCAUCUCUACUUCUCCCAGUCAUAUGGAGCUUUUUCUGGGGAAUCCCUGGCAGCUGAGAUUGAGGGGACCAUGCGUAAGAAGCUGAGUUUAGAUGAGGAAUCUUCUCUCUUUAAACAAAAAGCCCAACAGAAACGGGUAUUUGAUACUGUCAGGGUUGCCAAUGACACCCGGGGUCACUCUGUCCCAUUGCCAGCUCUGCUACCCAUUCCAGGCUCCAACCGUUCAAGUGUCAUCAUGACAGCAAAGCCUUUUGAGUCUGGUUUACAGCAAACAGAGGACAGAACACUCCGGAACCAGGGCAGCAGCUCAGAGGACGCUCCAGGGAACAUGGAGAAAGUGGGUCAGCCAGGACCGUCUGAAGAUAGUGAUGUGGCCACAGCACUGCAUCGCCUCAGUCUGCGACGACAGAACUACUUAAGUGAGAAGCAGUUCUUUGCUGAAGAGUGGGAACGGAAGAUCCAGGUUCUGGCUGACCAGAAGGAAGGGGUUAGUGGCUGUGGCACCCCCACUGAGAGCCUUGCCUCUCUCUGCACUGACCAGUCGGAGACCACAGAGCUCAGCAGUGUCAGUUGCCUUCGAGGCUUUAUGCCUGAAAAGUUACAAAUUGUCAAGCCUCUUGAAGGGUCACAAACUCUGCACCACUGGCAGCAGCUGGCUCAGCCACAUUUAGGAACCAUUCUUGACCCACGACCAGGUGUCAUCACGAAAGGCUUUACCCAGUUGCCCAGGGAUGCCAUCUAUCACCUCUCAGAUUUAGAAGAGGACGAUGAGGAGGGUAUCACUUUUCAGGUUCAGGAGCCUCAAGUGCAACAGGAACCUUCAGUGUCCAAGCCAAUAACAGGAAUCUUCCUUCCACCCGUCACUUCAGCAGGUGGUCCAGUUACAGUGGCGACCUCAAACCCAGGAAAGUGUCUGUCGUGCACAAACUCGACAUUCACGUUCACCACCUGCAGGAUAUUACACCCCUCUGACAUCACCCAGGUCACCCCCAGCUCUGGGUUUCCUUCAUUGUCCUGUGGAAGUAGUGGUGGCAGUUCAUCAGACACCGCAGUGAAUUCUCCUGUUAUGUCCUAUAGACUCAGCAUUGGCGAAUCCAUCACCAACCGACGAGAUUCCACUAUAACCUUCAGUAGCACCAUGAGCUUGGCCAAACUUCUGCAAGAGCGAGGCAUCUCUGCUAAAGUGUACCAGAGCCCAGUUUCAGAGAGCCCCCUCCUCCAGCCUCUCCCUAAAGCCCUGCCUAUUCCUUCCACACCACCAAAUUCACCGUCUCACUCACCUUGCCCUUCUCCUUUGCCCUUUGAGCCUCGAGUGCAUCUCUCUGAAAAUUUUUUGGCCUCCCGACCAGCUGAAACAUUCCUCCAGGAGAUGUAUGGUUUGAGACCUUCCCGGAACCCUCCUGAUGUUGGCCAGUUGAAGAUGAACUUAGUGGACAGGCUGAAGAGACUAGGGAUAGCCAGAGUGAUCCAGACCUCUGAUACGCACAAAAAUGGAAGAAGCCAAGAGGCAGAAAUUGGUCUUCAAAGACCAGACUCUGCUGUUUAUUUAAAUUCAGGUAGCAAUUUAUUGAGUGGACUGAGGAGGAAUCAGAGUCUUCCAGUGAUGAUGGGUAGCUUUGGCACCCCAGUUUGCACAUCUUCACCCAAAAUGGAUAUCCUGAAGGAGGACUGAGGUUCAGCAGUUAACUGACCUCUUAGACAAAUUAGCACAUGAAGGAUAGAUUUGCACUGAUACAUGUAGUCUGGUCUGAGAGAAAAGGAACGUUGCAGAAGGGGUGUGAACGUGGGAAGGGGAACGUGGAAGAAUGGAAACAGAAUUGCAGUGAGGCCCUAAUGGAUGAGGUCUGGUAAGCUGAAAGCGUAAAUGGAUGAGUCAUGAGUGUUUGGAGGCAGAAAGGGAACAAAGGUUUCAUACGCUCCUUCAGUUGGGUUUUCUUGUCUUGAAAAUAAAAAGUGACUAGAAAAUAAAUUCAGUAAUAUUGAAACAUACCAGAAAUACUGAAUUUGCUAGCACAUUUACUUUGGGAAGCACAAGCAAGGAGGACCCAGGUUGGGAGAUGGAAAGAAAGGAGCAGCAGCUUUGACAUCGCCUGUAGAAAGCUGUUCUGGAGGGUUGCCGGGGAAAGCUCAGUCUGUUACUGAGGCAGCCAUGAGAUGGCUCAUGGGUUUGCACCUCCAUCAGAUGCUGUGCUCACAGCAUUAGCACACGGGGAAUUUUACCUUUUUCUUAAGAUCAGAAGAGUGGAGACUCCCGUUUGCUUUCUGUUUUCAGGCCCUUGAGCCACUGGGAGCCCAAAUGCCACCAUAUUCAUUUUGUAUUUGUGAUUAAUAAAAGUUCAUUUUUUAAAACUGUAUUUUUGUAAAUAUCCCCCCAAAAAACAACAUGAGUGGGGAGUAGGAGGGAAUUACUUUAAGAAGGAAAAUAUGGGUAAAUUGGAACCAAGGAAACUUGUUUUCAGAAUAUUUCUUCUGAAUAAGUGCAGUGGCCAAUGCGUUUGAACAUAAUUACGUCUUUCAAAUUUCCAUGGAGGCUGGAAGGGAUUCAACCAGAAGUGCAAUCAUAGGAAUUAGGGAAUGUUGUGUAUUUAUGUCUGUAAGUUUUUUUGUAAGGAAAGUUAGUUGUAACUAAACUUUUUCCAAGAUAUGCUAUGCAUAUUUUUAAUGAAAGAUGACAUGUAUUUGCACAAAAAUUCUCAGGCACAUUAAAUUAUAAGCUGAAGUAAAACCCAGGUGCUUGCUUUGAGAUUGUAGUUUUUUUAAACACAAAAUAAAAUUAAAAAACAUCUGCCUUUUUCUUGAUAUCUGUAGAAUUAGAGAACAAACUUUUUAAUGGGAGAGUGAAAGCUUUUGCUUUUUCUCUGGGGUUUUUUUUUUUUUUUUUUUUUUUUUUUUACAAACUAUGCGAAAUGUCAAAGUAAAACUCAAGGAUUAGGUUUCAGCAUUUAGCUGUGUGAUGCAAGGCUGUGAAUCGGGAAGAAACAGAUCUGUUUUUUGAGUGUUGCUGAUCAAGGUCUGCUCCUCAUCAGAUGACGUGGCUUUAUCUAGGCCGUACAGUUCAGAAAGAAAUACCAUUAUAUGAAAGGCAUGAUGGAGAGACAAUGGGGGGGGGGGGGGCUAAUUAUUUUGUUUUUGAAAAUGAGAGACAUAUUACGUUUUUUUCUGUGCUUAAUUUGCAAGUGUUUUGCUCCUUUGUUCUAACUUAACUGAAAGGCAAUUUUCUGAAAAAUUCUUGAUGAAUCUUGCACAUUUGGCUCCCAUUCAUACACCUAUUCCAGGCCAGAGAAGGGUCCUUCCUCUCUUCUUGAGGUGCCUCUCCUAUGUGAAGAGCUUUGUGCUCAAAAGGGUAGAAAAACCAACAUGCAUGCAAUGGCAAGAAAAUGUGAGUUUUCCGUGCUUUUUAGAAUCUUUCAAUAAAAUUUUUCUAAAUAAAUUUCUUAAAAACAAAAAGUGGAAGUGUCCUCUCCCCAUUCUCUCUCCUUGCUCAGUCGUGCUGAGGUCAGCAGGCCGUACACAGGCAUGUUCAGAAAGCAUUCUAGCUGGUCCACGAGUCAGAGUAAGUGUCCCUGAUUGUGGCAGGCAUUAACCAGAAGAAUUCCUGAUGUUUAAAUUUUCAGAAUAUUCCAGUUCACGUUUUAAAAAAUAGUAUUUGAGAUUCUACUUCAUAAAGUAACUCUGGGUGCUUAUUUUAGCUAAUUCUAAAGCUUUUUAUUUAUUCUCAAAGAAAGUAAUCUUCCUCUUGCCACAUCAGGAAGUAGGAAAAUGUAGGACCAGAGAGUAGUACAAAGUGUUAAAUUAUCAGAUUUAUGGUUUUUUUAUAUUAUGUAAAUAGCUAUAAAUUAAUCUAGAUUUUGGAGUGUUCUAUAUAAUUAGUAUACUUUUUUAUAACCGAUGUUAAAAUGAUCAUUUAGGAGGCAAGGCAAGGGCAUAUUCACAGCCGCCUAAGCACGUCAGAUGAAAGAGAACCAUACUUAGGUUUUUGAAAAUUAGAUUGAUGUUGUUGUUCCACCAGAAACAUGAUAAUUGUAUACUGGUGCAUGCUUGUCUCUAGAAAUGAAGUCUGUUUUGAAAUUGGGUUUUGCUGUUUUUGAAGUUUCCACCUAAAAUCAUUUUUGGUACAGCCUGAGAAUCUCUAUUACAACAAAAUUGUGUGCAAAGUAUAAUGAGAAGAACUGGAGCCUUGUAGCAAGUUCCUCCUCGAUUUAUCUGGUAUGCAUUAGUAUAGUUCACAUUUUAGUUCUUCUGUAUAACUGCGUGUGUACUUUUAUGCCAGUAUAGGAAACUCCAAUCUGUCUUUUUUCUCCUUCAGGAAGGUUCUCACUGAUUAUACCUCAGGUAUUUCUGAGUAUCCUAUUAUCUAGUAGGAGGGAUACCUUCAUGAGCUCAGAAUUAAAAAUUUCCAUGAAUUAUGAUGAUCCCAAAUCUUACAUAAAUAGCCUUAGGUGUGGGUCUUAGGGAGAAGUUAAUGACCAUUGUUAAAGUAGGUUUUUAAAAAGUUUUGUACUAUGUGUCCUUGAUUUGACAUGAACGAGCAGACUUUGGCAAAGGGAAGAAACAAGUUAGAGGCAGCUCUCAACAAGAGCCUGUUCUCUAUUAAUGGUGUAUUUUAUAUCCUAUUCCAAGCCUGUUAUUUUUCUGACCUCUCUAGUACUUGAUUAGUUCUUGUUGGUUGCUAACGUUGGCUCGACGUCUGCAACUAGAGCUCUUAGUGUUUAAUGGUCCACUCCUUUGACAUCAGAUGCGUGUACUCCAGGUGCGACGCUCCAGGUAUCUACCCAGAGUGGUUGGCUGCAGAGCACAGCUCCUAGGAGCAGCGUGAGUGCCUGCUGGGGUGGCCGGGGAAGUACUGCUGUUGGACAUCUGGGCUCAACUCUGUCAAACAGCCCUUUGUGCACCUGCCUUUGCUUUGUCAAAUGUAAAUCAGAUAAUAAACCCUGAGUCUCUUCAUAAGUU